Molecule: messenger RNA, 1260 nt
Organism: Drosophila grimshawi
Lineage: Eukaryota; Metazoa; Arthropoda; Insecta; Diptera; Drosophilidae
Exons: 3
Coding region: 163-1260 (365 amino acids)
Cellular component (GO): chitin-based extracellular matrix
Molecular function (GO): structural constituent of chitin-based larval cuticle
Source: RefSeq, a predicted model, not a curated record
AAGCAUUUCAACGUUUAACAGCUGGCAAAAAGUAACCAACCCACGGCGGUCUCAACAAAUUACAACACUUUUCUGUACUCGAAGUUUUGGGUGUAGACAUUAAUCCAGAAAUUGAAGAUUUGCGGAAGUAGUACACAAUCGAUUAAGGCUACAAUCUGCAAUAUGAAACUGCAACUAAUUGCGCUGUUGUGCAGCGUCGUCGUCUUGGCACAGGCCCAAAACUAUCCGCCACGGCUGAACAUUCCGGGCGCAUUGCCAUCACCGACACAGAUCCCACACCGGCAACAGCAGGUGCUUCGCGUGCGUCGUCCUUUAGCGCCGCAGCGUCAGCAGCACACAAUCUUGCCAGCGGUCACGCAACGCAUUGCGCUCGAGGAGCGACCCGUCACCGAACCCGCUGAGGAUGAGCAGCCAGAUGUGUUUCUGCCCAAUCUGCUGCGUGAACAACAACUGGCGCAGGCACAGCAGUCACAGUUUCAGCAGGCAGCUGCUGCCUUCCUAAAUGGUCAGCAGCAAAUUGAACAGGCUACGCCGAUCCAACAUCUACUUCAGCAUGAGGACAGUCAGCCGACAGCAAUAUUGCCAGCGCCGCCACGUUUCGCCGAGCGUCCUGCACCUGCCACGCCAAUCAACCGGCCGGCCUUCAAUGACUUUGGCAUCGGACGAUUCGAAACCUCUCAGCGCUUUGGUGUGGAGCGACCAGCUCCUACCGUGGCAGCGGUGGCACCACUACAGCCACAACGCACCGCCGUCAUACGCAACCGUCCCUCGGCUGUAGUGCGUCCAGAGCCCCCAGCACCGCUGCCAGUGUCGCGACCCAGGCCCAAGCCCAUCCAGCCGCGACCCAUCAUCGAUCAGAAUCAGCUCAACGAUGAACACCAUUCACAGCAGCAGCAGCAGCGUCGGCAACGACCCGUUGCGCAGACCAUUCGCAAGUGGCGUGAUGAGAACGAGGAUGGCAGCAUCACCUGGGGCUAUGAGAACGAUGAUGGCUCUUUCAAGGAAGAGAUAAUUGGCAUCGACUGCGUAACUAAGGGAACCUAUGGCUACAUUGAUCCCGAUGGCAACAAACGGGAGUACAACUAUGAGACGGGUAUCAGGUGCGAUCCCAACGCCCGCAACAAUGAGGAUGAGCUACAGGAGAAUGGCUUCGUCAACUACGAGGAGAAUCGCGCUGUAUUACCGAAUGGCGUGGAGAUUGACAUGACGCAACUGGGGAAGAAGAAGUCCAAACGUCCAAGCAGUAUCUACAGAAAUUAA